GGCUCAUACUUCCUGGCAAACUAGACCUGCGCAGAACCAGCAAAUUCGUGAAUAAACGUCGUGUGUAAAUUUUAUGUUGAUUUCUAGAAAAAGAUCCUGUUACUUGUUUUGCUAAAGUUAGACCAAGUCAGAGUGAAUUAAUUUGUCCCAGGCCCCACCCUUUAUUGCUGCAGCUGUGAUCAAUGGACCAGGAAAUGGCGGACGAGGAGGCAAAGAUGCUUGAAGAAACUACUGAGGGCGAAGAAGCCCCAGCACAAGGAGAGGCUGCUGGAGAUGCCAGUGCUGCCCAGGAAGAAGGGAAAGAUACCAUAAAGAUGGAGGAAGAAGUUAAAACAGAGGAGGAGCUUGAGCAGGAACUCAAGGAGACACAAAUUAGUAUACUGAGGUAUGCUCCUCACAGCAUACCGGACUGGAGCCUAAAUGAGAUGAAAGAACGCUGGAUGUGGAACAUAAGAAUCUUCCCGAUUGAUCAAGAAGACUGCCGGAAUUGCUUGCUUGACAGUGCCACGAAGAUAGCGCAAGAGUCAUGGUAUUAUGUACCAAAAAGAAAAAAUGGGCAAGGCACAGCUGAGCUGUCCAUGGUAUCUGCCAGUGAAGCGAAACAGGUGAUGGGACGUAUAAUGCGCAUGCCUUUCUAUCACCGUUUUGUCACCGUAGAGAUCAACUGUAGACGCAAUCCAAACGCACCAGCAGACAGCUCUGAAUCACCUCAGGGUCCAUUCACAGAAGUGCAGGAGACAGCCACAAUAGUGCUGGAUUCCACAAAAUGUGAAAGAAUUAAGAAUACAGCGAAGUCCAUAGGAAGCUUCAAACGGCGAAAUCUCUGGGUGAGAUAUUUGCCUGAAAACACAAGCCCAGACUUGCUUCGUGUUCUCUUUCCUCUCACGCAAAGUGUACCCCAAGUGCAAACGCAUGACGAUUUGCGAGUUGGGGUCAUAGAAACCAACUCUAAGACUGAUGUCCUGGUCUUCAUGAAGGCUUACCUCACGGUUACCAUCAACGGAGCGCAUGUCCUGGCGCUGCAGAACAAAGAACCUGAGAAAGAAACUGAAACCAAGGAGGAACUAGAGAAGACGGUGACUGGUCUAGAAGAGCUGGAGGUUGCCCCCGUGGAGGCGGCCGAUCGCUCUGACCUGAGGAAGGGAGACAAGGCCCAGACCACCCGCAUCCUCAAGCGCACCCUCCACCUCCAGCAGAAGAGUGCCGACAACCGACGCCGGGACUUUGGUGGCGGCAAGCGAGGACGCGGGGAGCCCCCUGCCAAACGUGGUGGCGGCCACUGGGUGGACCGUCGCUCAGGCAGUGGAGGAGGGCGAUUCGGUGGCGGGUUUGGCGGAGGGUUCGGUAUGGAGCCAGGUUUUGGACACCGCGGUGGUCGAGGAGGUUAUGGGGGCGGGGGUCUCAUGGACACCCAGGGCAUGGCGGCAGAGAUGAUGAUGAUGCAAGCCCAGCUGAACCAGACCAUUCAAAACCAACUGAUGAUGUUGAACCCUCGCGAUGAGCCUAUGGGUUAUGGCGCUGGUGGAGGAGCAGGCUGGAGGGGCGGACGUAGAGGUGGUCGUGGUGGUGGAGGGGGAGGACGCAAGGGUUAUGGUGGCUGGUGAGUGAGCCGGUUGAACUUGACUUCCGAAGAGAUACGGAAGAUGAUGGUUGCUUGAUGAGUGACUGAGAGAUACAGACCUUUCUAGAACUUUUGAUCCAUGGGAUUAAUUUUUAAUAUGCUGUUGGUUUUUUUUCUUUGUUUUUGUUAGCUUGACGUUGUAAUUUGAUUUAUUUUUAAAAACUAUUUUGCCUUUUAUAUAUGAGUAGAGAUUCUCAUACAUUUUCUAACUUAAGGUUCCACGUUGCUGGGGUGGAUUCAUUUACUCAAUGAGAAGGUAGUGGAGCGUCAUUCCUAGUAACUUUGCCAUGCAAUACUUACCACAUAGAGAUGUUUUUCUGUUAUGGGAUUAUUUGUUUGAAGUCAGAUGCUGCAUCCAUUACAUUUUCACUCCUACUAUCAGUUCACCAGACUGCUCAAGUCUCCAUGAAUUUUAUGUAUUGACAUUUUUUUGUGUUAUUUUUGUGUUGCUUUUUUUCGCCCACUCAUUUUUGUUAAAAUCAAUGAAUGGAAUGGUGCACUUGGCUGAAAAUAAAUGACUGCUCACAUUUU
Molecule: messenger RNA, 2152 nt
Organism: Aplysia californica (California sea hare)
Lineage: Eukaryota; Metazoa; Mollusca; Gastropoda; Aplysiida; Aplysiidae
Product: keratin, type I cytoskeletal 9
Exons: 11
Coding region: 183-1604 (473 amino acids)
Source: RefSeq, a predicted model, not a curated record